AUGCUGUGCGUAGAGCUGACGUUUCCGUGCGAUUUCACAUGGUCUUAUCAACAUCCACAGCGGCGGUUUCGACCGAUGCGAGGUCAUAACUGCAGCCCACUCCAGCCGGGGCAAAAACAACUUCUGCGACAGCAAGUCUAUGUGAAAUGCAACGGAAACGCCAGCUCUACUCAUGUCAUUUGGUACUGGUGUUGUUGUCUUCGUCAUCAGCGCAAGCUUGGAUGGCAACAAAUGCUAUGGGCGUCGCCAACUGACUUGCCUGAGGCUGACCUGCAGGCUUUUGUUACAGCCUCAUUUUCAAUUGAUGCGCCAAGGCUCGUUGAACUGAGGACAAUGGCAAAGACGUCAUUGCGCCUGUUUGAGCUUGUUUUUUGCACACAGCCACCGCAACGCUUUCCUUUUCACGUCGUGGGUCCUGCUUGUCAUUGCCUCUUUUGCCUCUUCUGCGAUGGCAUGCGCAGACGCGUGCGCACCGCUUCAAACUUCCUAGUCGAUCCGCCUCUUUCGCGCGCCUCCCUCGACAGGCCACUUGAGGCCAACGUUUCAGCUUCACUGUCACAUGCCGACUCACAGCCGAGGUGCCCUGUCCUGGACGCGCGCCUGCCUGUGAGCAUGCGACGUGCUGCGCGCGGCGUGCGUGCGUGCGUGCGAGCCGGCGUGCCUGCGAUCAAUCGCACAGGCAGCCAAGCGUGCGUGCGUGCGUGCGUGCGUGGGUGUUACCCUCGGGCCCCUCUGGCGCACGACCACCUGCCAGCCGAGCGCCUCGACUUCACAGGUCAAGGCGUGUCGUCACUCCAUUGGACGCAGGCAGGGCGGCGUGUGUCUGCGUGCGACUGUGCCGGCCGUCCCGGCGAGACUGACACUGGCCUGCUCAGUCCGACCCGGUCCGCUCGGCUCGGCUCGGCUCCAUUUCAACCCUCCACCGCCUCGGGCCGCUCGCUCUUGGCCUUCCUUGUCGCUUCGCCUCCUCCCGCCCAAAUGGGCCCACCACCCUCGCCCCCGGCAGCCGCCUAA
Messenger RNA from Protopolystoma xenopodis, 1014 nucleotides. The record is from the annotation of a GenBank genome assembly. Lineage: Eukaryota; Metazoa; Platyhelminthes; Monogenea; Polystomatidea; Polystomatidae.